This is a messenger RNA of Ornithorhynchus anatinus (platypus), 585 nucleotides long. RefSeq names its product transmembrane protein 212 (gene TMEM212). Bases 1 to 585 code for a protein of 194 amino acids. The transcript is spliced from 3 exons. NCBI's taxonomy places the organism in Eukaryota, Metazoa, Chordata, Mammalia, Monotremata, Ornithorhynchidae. The record is from RefSeq and is a predicted model, not a curated record.
AUGAAGAGCCCAUAUCAAUAUGCAGGUGGAGUCCUUAUCACCUUUGGGACUCUAAGUAUUUUUUCUGGGGUAACAGCCUUUUUUCCGGUCUUUUCUUACAAACCUUGGUUCACUGGAUGGAGUGUUCACAUUGCCUGUCCCAUCUGGAAUGGAGCUUUGGCUGCUGCUGUUGGUGUAUUGGUCUUGUUGGCUUACCAAAAACGGACCCAAAGAUCACUGUGGGAAGCUUGUUUCACCUUUGGCAUAUUGAAUAUCGUCGGAUCCCCGUUUCAAUUUGUUAUCGCCUUGGAGUCUGCCUUUCUUGGUCCCUAUUGCUACUACUCCCUUUCUGGAAUCGCAGGAACAAACUAUCUUGGUUUUGCAGUGAGGUUUCCUUUUCCGUAUAAAAAAUUCCCAACUCUGUGUGUGGAUCCAUUACAUUAUGAGGAGUACCACCUGUCCCUACAAAUAUUAGAUCUUUGCUCAAGCUUGGCUAUGCUCUGUGCCUCUUCCACCAUAUUGGUAAAGCUCUCUACGAGGCUCAUCCUCUUCGGACAUUUAAAUGUAAGUAAGGAAAAGACGGAAACGUUCCCUUCGGGUGUUUAG